This is a messenger RNA of Mauremys mutica (yellowpond turtle), 3183 nucleotides long. RefSeq names its product alpha-2-macroglobulin-like protein 1. Gene Ontology annotation, cellular component: extracellular region. Bases 60 to 2834 code for a protein of 924 amino acids. The transcript is spliced from 24 exons. The record is from RefSeq and is a predicted model, not a curated record. Gene Ontology annotation, molecular function: endopeptidase inhibitor activity. Lineage: Eukaryota; Metazoa; Chordata; Testudines; Geoemydidae.
GCGCUGACCUGGCGCCCGCUGCCAAGGUGCUGGGUUACACGGUGCUGCCCGAUGGCGAGAUGGCUGCCGACAGCACCCGGCUGCAACUAGCCAAGUGCCUCCCGAACAAGGUGAAGCUGGCCUUCUCGCAGGACCGGGCCCUGCCAGGCUCAGAGCUCCAGCUGCGGGUGCAGGCUGCCCCCGGGUCCCUGUGCGCCGUCCGCGCCGUGGAUCAGAGCGUGCUGCUCACGAAGCCUGAGGCCGAGCUCAGCGUCGACACGGUCUAUAACCUGCUCCCGGAUUUUCCCCAAGGAGACUAUCCCGACGCAGUGCGAGAGCUGGAGUCAUGUGGUCCUUCGAGUCUAGUUCCUCACUGCCACGGCUUAGGUCCCUGGUGGAGGUGUCGCAGAGGGACUAGCAGCCGGACUCCCACACUGGCUAAUGCCUACAGCCUGUUUAAGGAUGCAGCUUUGAAAAUUCUCACCAACACCAAUGCCAAGCAGCCCUGUGAACAUGGGGAUCUGAGAGUCAAGCUGGGUGUUAUGGAGGUGAUCACAUGGGGUCCUGCAAUGCCCACUCGUGCUCGUGUGGAUGGUGAAGCAGAGAUCCCAGCGAUCAACGGCCUGCUAGCACCAGGACCCAGCACCCAGGAGGAGGCAGCGCCACGUGUGUACUUCCCAGAGACGUGGCUGUGGGACCUGGUGCCUGUGGGCGAGGGGGGCUCCAAGGACGUCCCAGUCUCGGUGCCCGACACCAUCACGGAGUGGAAAGCUGGGAUGUUCUGCACGGCGGAGCUGGGCUUUGGGCUCUCGCCCACGGCCACCUUCACGGCCUUCAAACCCUUCUUUGUGGAGCUGGCCUUGCCGUACUCCGUGAUCCGGGGAGAGGCCUUCGCCCUAAAGGCCACCGUCUUCAACUACCUGCGGCAGUGCAUCAAGGUGCGGGUGACGCUGGCAGAGUCUGCGCAGUUCCAGGUGCAGGCGGGCGAGGACGGUGCCUACACCAGCUGCCUCUGUGCAGACGAAGGGAAAACCUUCCAGUGGGAGGUGACGGCGAGCAGCCUGGGGGAGGUGAACUUCACCGUCAGCACCGAGGCUCUGCACACCGAGGAGCUGUGCGGCAACGAGCUGGCCGUGGUGCCGGCCCAGGGGCGAGUGGACACCGUGAUAAAGCCCCUGCUGGUCCAGCCGGGGGGGAUCCUGGAGGAGAAGGCGCACAGCUCCCUGCUCUGCCAGGAAGCCUCUGAAGAAAUCUCCUUGCAGCUGCCUGUGAACGUCCUGGCGGGGUCCGAGCGGGCCCACGUGACUGUCCUGGGAGACAUAAUGGGCACGGCUCUGCAGAACAUAGACCGCCUGCUGGCCAUGCCCUACGGCUGUGGAGAGCAGAACAUGGUCCGGUUCGCUCCCAACAUCUACAUCCAGCAGUACCUGGAGAAGAGCAGGCAGCUGAGCCCAGAGAUCAGAGACAAAGCCAAGGGAUUCCUCCAGAGCGGCUACCAGCGCGAGCUGCUCUAUAAGCACAACGACGGCUCUUACAGCGCCUUUGGGGAGAGCGACGCCACGGGCAACACCUGGCUGACGGCCUUCGUUCUCAAGUCCUUUGGUCAGGCGAGGCCCUACAUCUCGAUCGACGAGAAGCACCUAGAAGACGCCCUAAGGUGGCUGCAGCGUCACCAGCUGGAGAGCGGCUGCUUCCGCAGUGUGGGGAAGCUGUUGAACAACGCCCUGCAGGGCGGCGUGGUGGACGAGCUCUCUCUCUCGGCUUACAUCACGGCGGCGCUGCUGGAACUGGGGCAGCCGCUCAGGGACCCCACGGUGACCAGGGCCCUCCAGUGCCUCCGGGAGUCGAGCACCAGCGACCUCUACACGCAGGCGCUGCUGGCCUACGCCUUCGGGCUGGCGGGGAGCACUGAGCUGCGGAACGCCCUCCUGCAGCGCCUGGCCCAGCACAGCGUCAGCGCCGGGGGACAGCUCCACUGGCAGAGGAAGGUGAAGGCCCUGCCCAGCCCCUAUGGGAACCAGGCCCCGUCGGCGGAGGUGGAGAUGACGGCUUACGUGCUCCUGGCCUAUCUCUCCCUGCCCAACGUGUCUGCUGCCGACAUGGCGACCGCCGCCCAGAUCGUCCGCUGGCUCAGCAAGCAGCAGAACCCCUACGGGGGCUUCGCCUCCACGCAGGACACGGUGGUGGCCCUGCAGGCCCUGGCCAAAUACGCGGCCCUGACGUACAGCGCGAGCGGGGCUGUGUCGGUGACGGUGAGCUCCCAGGCCGGGGCCCGGCAGCGAUUCCACGUGGACAACGCCAACCGGCUGGUGCUGCAGCGAGCGGCCCUGCAGGAGAUCCCCGGGCAGUACACGGUGCGGGCCAGCGGCAAGGGCUGUGUCUUUGUGCAGCUGAUUCUGCGCUACAACGUGCCGCCCCCAAGGAGCGCCGCGACCUUUGACCUGCGGGUGGAGACGGAGCCGAAGGAGUGCACCGAGAGCGCCACAUCCCGCUUCAGCCUCAUGCUGCACGCCCGGUACAGCGGGAAGCGCCAUGCCACCAACAUGGCCAUCAUCGAGGCCAAGCUGCCGUCCGGCUACAUCCCCGUCCAGAGCUCCCUGCGGCAGCUGGAGAAGCAGCCUUUGGUGAAGAGGCUGGAGGUGCAGAACGACCAGGUGACGCUCUAUCUGGACCAGCUGACGAAGGAGGCGGCGAGUUUCACCUUCUCCCUGGAGCAGGAUUUCCCUGUGAAGAAUCUCAGAGCAGCCCCAGUGAGACUGUACGAUUACUACGAGACGGGUGAACACACAGAGGCUGAGUACAGCGCCCCCUGCGGCUCAGUCCCUGACGCCGACACGAUGGAAAAUUCCCACUGAAGGUCCCACCCCUGCUGGGCAGCCCCCUCCCCUCCCGUCCCAAGAGCCCCGCGCUGGCAGCCAACACCCCAGGAUCGAGGGGCACGGACAGGCCUCGUCUCAGCUGCUUCUCUUCCCCGAACCAGCUUCACUAUCCCCCUUAGCACCUUCUUCAGCCAACGCCUCCCCAUUCGCUCUGCAAACAUCCCACCUGCUCUCCCAUAUCUCAGCCCCCAGACCGGCCCGUGUGAUCCCAGCUGUCUGUCACACGCGGGGACCAGUGACUGCAGUGGGGACCCCUGGGGUUUGCUUCCCGUCCUGCCUGGAGCAGCAGGUUCAGUGUAAAACAAAAUAGAAAAACCCACCUCUU